Messenger RNA from Chelonia mydas (Green sea turtle), 3702 nucleotides. It is a transcript of the gene CEACAM16, whose product is annotated as CEA cell adhesion molecule 16, tectorial membrane component. NCBI's taxonomy places the organism in Eukaryota, Metazoa, Chordata, Testudines, Cheloniidae. The record is from RefSeq and is a predicted model, not a curated record. The transcript has 10 exons. Bases 141 to 2132 code for a protein of 663 amino acids.
UACCUGGGCUGGGAGGGGCAAGGGAGGUGCUUCGUGCCAGCUCCACUCCCUCCCCCCACUUCCCCCGUCUCUGCCCUUUGCCCCCAGCUGGGAACCAGGCGUCUCUGCCGUCCCGGCGGGUCCCACAGCAGCGAAGGGCGAUGGGGCGAAUCCCCCACAGACAGGGCGGCCCUUGGACAGGGAUUUUCCUGGCAGCCUCCAUCCUGGGCUCCGGCCUCCAGCCGGCGCCGGCCCAGACCCCGACCCCAGUGACCAUCAUCCUCACCCCGCCAAGCCCUGCGGUGGGAGGGGGCGUCAGCCUGGCCCCGCAGCCAGCGACACAGGACUUCCUGUCCUGCAGCUGGUACCGAUCAGCGACCACUGAUGAAAACAGCCGGAUCCUCACCUACAUCCCAGGACCACCCCCUGUCCAGACCAAUGGCUCGGCCCACACGGGGAGGGAGACAGCGGGGCCGGGCUGCUCCCUGCACAUCGCGGGGUUAACGCUCAACGACACCGGGAGCUACACGGUGCAGAUCCAGAGCCCGACUAGCCCUGUCCUCGCCAUGGUGCAUCUGCCCGUCUCUGCCUCCGUCCUGGGCUCCUGCCUCCAGCCGGCGCCGGCCCAGACCCCGGUGACCAUCGUCCUCACCCCACCGAGCCCCGCGGUGGGAGGGGGCGUCAGCCUGGCCCCCCAGAAUCCGCCACAGGACUUGGUGAGCUGCAGCUGGUACCGAUCAGCGACCACUGAUGAAACCAGCCGGAUCCUCACCUACUACCCAGGACCACCCCCCGGCCAGACCAACGGCUCGGCCCACACGGGGCGGGAGACAGCGGGGCCGGGCUGCGCCCUGCACAUCGCGGGGUUAACGCUCAAUGACACCGGGAACUACACGGUGCAGAUUCUGAGCCCGACUGGCCCUCGCCUCGCCACGGUGCAUUUGCCCGUCUCCGCCUCCGUCCUGGGCUCCUGCCUCCAGCCGGCGCCGGCCCAGACCCCGGUGACCAUCGUCCUCACCCCACCGAGCCCCGCGGUGGGAGGGGGCGUCAGCCUGGCCCCGCAGCCAGCGCCACAGGACUUCCUGCUCUGCAGCUGGUACCGAUCAGACAACACUGAUGGAAGCAGCCGGAUCCUCAACUACAUCCCAGGAACAUCCCCCGUCCAGACCAACGGCUCGGCCCACACUGGGCGGGAGACAGCGGGGCCGGGCUGCGCCCUGCACAUCGCGGGGUUAACGCUCAGCGACACCGGGAACUACACGGUGCAGAUACAGAGCGAGACUAGCCCUGCCGUCACCAUCAGGGUGCAUCUGCCCGUCUCCGGAAUGCUGCCCAAGCCCACGGUGACGCCAAACCAAACCCAAGUGCUGGAGAACGGGAACUUCACCCUCACGUGUAACAGCUCCCCCAGCGCCGACACCGUGCUCUGGCUCCGGGACGGGGCGUCCCUCGCGCCCAGUGACCGGCUGGGGCUGUCCCCUGACAACCGGACCCUCACGGUGCUGGGUGUCACCCGGGGCGAUGCCGGCGCCUACCAGUGCGAGGUCAGGAACCCCGUCAGCACCAACCGCAGCGAGCCCAGCACCGUGACGGUGGCCUACGGGCCGGACUCUGCCAGGAUAGACCCGCCAGGACCCAUCGACCUGACCCUCGGGUCCCCUCUCACCCUGUCGUGCGUCGCCGACUCCGUCCCAGCCCCGAGCUAUCGCUGGGUUCUCAAUGGCACCAACACGAACGAGACCGGGACCAGCUUGACCUUUAACCCCACGACCUUAGAUCACCAGGGCACGUACGAGUGCCAGGCUCACAACCCAAUUACCAACCGCACUGCCAGGGCGUCUGUCGCCGUGCGGGUGACAGGGACGGACCCAGUCGCCCCUCGUCCAGGUCUCUCUGCCGGGGCCAUCGCUGGGAUCAUCAUCGGGUCGCUGGCGGGGGCCGCGCUGGUCGGAGUCGGGGCCUAUUUCCUCUACUCUCGCCGCCGGAACGAGACCCCCAAGGAGACCGGGGCACCCUACUUGGUGUACGAGAACCUGCCCCCGACAGCUGGGGCGGGGCCAGUGGCCCAGCCCGGGAGCCCCCCUGAUCCCAGCCCCACGUACCAGACGCUGCAGCCCCGGCAGCAGGACGUGUACGAGGAGCUGAAGAAGUGACGCCCCCUCCGGCCCCAAGGUGCAUGCUGGGAAAGGCGCGUCCCCGAGCCUGGUCCCGCCGCCCGGGGACGUCCCGCCGAUGAAGCGUUAAAGUUCAGGAACAGCCACCGCCCGGCCCGGGGGGUCCGUCCGUCCAGGCUGCUUCCCUGGUGCCCAUCACCGCAGCGUCUGGGCCCCUCCAAAGAAAUCAGAAACUCGGCACCUGUGAGUGGCUCUGGCUCCAUUGUGCCCAGCACAGUAUUUGGGAGCCCACCUCUGCCACCGGCUUGGGGACGUCUCAGGACCAAACACCCCCCAGCCUGGGGCACGUGCCCUGUUUUCUGCCCGCCUGACCUGAGCCUGGGGCGCUGAGCUGUGUCCCACCCCACGCCGCGGGAGCUCCCCACUGCACAGAGGGGCCCGGGCGGCUCAGUGACCAGCCUGGGUCCCACGGGGAGUCUGUGGGGCUGCAGGGACUCAGACCCGGGUCUCCCCAGUGCCCCACUGGUGCCCAAACCAGGGCCUGGGGUCCCCGCCCAGGGCUUACCCCCCACCCUGCCUCCAGUGCCCGGCCCUGCGUCUUCCCCUCCCUGGGGCAGUUCUCCCGUGCUGAGCUGUGAACAGCGAUGCCGACCCGCCCGGCUGGGACCCGGGACCCCUGGCAGAGGGCACAGGGCGCCGAGGGGCUCAUGGGGCCCCUGGCUCUGACAUCUACAGACCAGCCCUCAAAGGGGCUCGUGGGGUCCCUGCCCAGAGCUGGCAUCGCUGGGCACGGUGACCGUGGCGAGCCGUGUGCCCGGGGUCACGUCCGGGGCUGUGUGUCUGGCCUGGGUCUCAGGGGCUGGUUCCAGCCGGGCAGCGGGAGGCGCCAGGCCCGUCCCUGGCACACAGGAGGCACCGGGCCGUUCUCUCUGUGCCCGGCUCCGGGGCAGCUGGGUGGUGCCGAGCUCGCCAGGCGGCUGGUUCCACCCGGAGCCAGGCCCCAGCAGCGUCUGCCCCAGCCCCAGGGAAGCAGCCGGCAGGGAAAAGGGCCCAGUGCGGGGGGCAGGCGUUUCUGAGACAGACGCUGGCUUGGUGGGAGCUAUCGCGGGGUGCGGGGUGCACCCAGGGUCCUGCCCCGAGGGGAGCAGCUGCCAGCGGGUUUGUCUCCUGCAGGGGGCGUCGGAGCCCGGGCGGCUGGGAGCCGGAUGCUGGGGGGAGCUGAACCCGCAGGAGCUUCCAGGGGCGGGUUCGGGACGUCGGGACGCUGGGAAACGCGUCCCCAGUUUGUUCUCCAUGUUACCCAUUGUCCCGUUAACUCCAUGAGAACGUAAGAGCGGCCAGAGUGGGUCAGACCCAAGGUCCAUCCGGCCCAGUGUCCUGUCUGCCAACAGUGGCCAGUGCCGGGUGCCCCAGAGGGAAUGAACAGACCCGGGAAUCGCCCAGUGAUCAUCCCCUGGCGCCCAUUCCCAGCUCCUGGCAAACAGCGGCUAGGGACACCAUCCCUGCCCAUCUUAGCGAAUAGCUAUUGAUGGACCGAUCCUCCAGGAACUUAUCGAGUUCUUUUUUGAACCCUGUUAUAGUCUUGGCCUUGGGCUCCGGUCAAUAAACU